UUGGUGACGGGGAGGUUUAGUUUGACCACAGUCAGAAGCCGUGUGUUGUGGUCCCGCCCACCGCUGCAGCCGCGCAGCUUUUCCUGCCGUGCCUCUGCGCGCCGCGCUCUCUCAUUGGUCCAGCCAGCGGACCAAUCAACAGGCAGCAAGGCUUGCGGAAAACACGGUCGAGUCCACGUGCAGCAUGUAUACAGAAAAAAAAAACAGGCUUGAAAUACUGCGCAUGCGCAUUGAGCUGCAUGCUCUCGUGCCUCCUCGUUUCGGAAUCGGAGACUGGUUCGGUGAUACUUCUUCUUCUUGUGCUCCAAUAAUUUAAGAGGUCGUGACGAACCCGUUCGGAACCGCCCGGUUAUCUUUUCAGAAGUAAACUCCCGUUCAGACGAGACGCUCCACACCUUGACGUGCCUCGUGCUUGCUUUGCGGCAGCUGAUUGGUGGCCUUUAAAGCGACACUUCUGAAGAAGCACCGAGACGGAGCGCCGGGGAUUGUUUUUUUCCCACUCUGCCUCUUCAUCGCUUCAUCCCAUCUGUUGGAGCGCGCUCGCCAAGGCUGUUUCAUAACCGGAGAUUUGUCUCUGAGUGACACCUUUCGCUCCGGAUCGUCUAUUGUUAGUGAAGCCUUUCAGGAGGCUCACAAAAACAUCAUUUUCUUUUAGAUUUUCUCCUAAUUUGUUUCAACUAUGGUUCACUCGUGUUCACAUAGUAGUCCCACUUGAACAGAAGUCGCUCUAGUCAAACUGCGCCAGCCUCAUCCUACUCUAGUAUGAGUUAUGAUGGCUGCACGUCAACGCCCAGCAGCAGCACUCAGGGGAGAGUGUCGGGGGCCCACCGCGAAGACCAGGACCCACAGGGCCUGAGCGGGCAGAACGCCGACCAGCCGGGGCCCCACGCCUCGCCACAGGAGCCGAGCAGCGGAGACGAUGGCGGGGGUCAAAGGGGACCUAGUUCGGACGAGAUGGAGGGCAUGUCCAGCGGGAACGACUCCGGCGAGCGGGAGAGUCACCCGCGAUCCUGCGGACACCAGUCCUCACGGAGCUCCCACAGCUCCUCCAACGGGAAGGACUCCGGGAUGAUGCUGGAGACCACGGAGAGCAACAAGAGCUCCAACUCCCAAAGCCUGUCCCCCCCUGGGGGCUCUCUGGCCUACAGCCUGCUGUCCACCAGCUCCGAGCACGACCCCCCCUCCACGUCUGGCUGCAGCAGCGACCAGUCGGCGAGGCUGCAGACGCAGAAGGAGCUGAUGAAGGCCAUCAAGGAGCUGAAGCUCCGCCUGCCGGCCGAGCGCAAAGCCAAAGGCCACUCCAGCACUCUGAGCGCGCUCAAAUACGCUCUCCAGUGCGUCCGACAAGUCCGAGCCAACAAGGAGUACUACCACCAGUGGAGUGUGGAGGAGUGUCAUGGCUGCAGCCUGGACUUGUCUGCCUUCACGGUUGAAGAGCUGGACAACAUCACGUCAGAGUACACCCUAAAAAACACGGACACCUUCUCCAUGGCCGUGUCCUUCCUGUCAGGGAAAGUCGUCUACGUGUCGCCGCAGGGCUCGUCCCUGCUGCGCUGCAAGCCCGAGUGUCUCCAGGGGACCAUUUUUUCAGAGCUCCUGGCACCCCAAGACGUCAGCACCUUCUACAGCAGCACGGCGCCCUGCCGCCUGCCCCCCUGGGCAUCUUGCAUCGGCUCAGCCUCCCCUCCCGCCGACUGCACCCAGGAGAAGUCCAUGUUCUGUCGCAUCAGCGCCGACCGCGUGCAGGGCGGCGAGUUGCGCUACUACACGUUCCGCCUGACGCCGUACCAGCUCACCCUCCGAGACUCGGACGCCGCAGAGCCGCAGCCCUGCUGCCUGCUCAUCGCGGAGAGAGUCCACUCGGGAUAUGAAGCCCCCCGGAUCCCCCCGGACAAGAGGAUCUUCACCACCAGCCACACUCCCAGCUGCCUCUUCCAGGAAGUUGAUGAGAGAGCCGUGCCACUGUUAGGUUACCUGCCCCAGGACCUGGUGGGGACCCCCAUACUGCUCUACAUCCACCCAGAGGACCGGCCCACAAUGGUCGCCAUCCACGAAAAGAUCUUUCAGUUCGCAGGGCAGCCCUUCGACUAUUCACCUUUGCGGAUGUGCGCCCGCAACGGGGAGUAUCUGACCAUCGACACCAGCUGGUCUUCAUUCGUCAACCCCUGGAGCAGGAAGGUGGCGUUUGUCAUCGGACGCCACAAAGUCAGAACGAGUCCUCUGAAUGAAGACGUGUUCGCGCCGCAGCCAGGCUACGAGACUCAGGUCACCACGCCGGACAUCGUCCAGCUCAGCGAGCAGAUCCACCGCGUCCUGGUGCAGCCGGUGCACAGCAGCAGCUCCCAAGGCUACAGCUCGCUGGGCUCCAGCGGCUCGCGCGGUUCCCGCCGCUCCCAACAGCACCACCACAGUGCCUCCGCAACGUCGUCCAGCGACAGCAACGGCCCCGCUAUGGAGGAAGCCGCAGUCGCCUCGUACAAACCCAUGACCUUCCAGCAGAUCUGCAAGGACGUCCACAUGGUCAAGACCAACGGGCAGCAAGUCUUCAUCGAGUCCCGUAACCGGCCUCCACCCCGAAAACACGCUGGCACAGGCGCAACAAGAGCUGUCAACAGCGACCCGAUCAGAGAGCUGAUCGCAGACGUGACGCAACCACGCAAAGCUUUGGUCCCCGCACAGCUGGUGCAGAAGGAGGCCACCACGGGGUACUCCUACCAGCAGAUCAACUGCCUGGACAGCAUAGUCAGGUACCUGGAGAGCUGUAACAUUCCCAACACCGUCAAAAGGAAGUGCGGCUCCUCCUCCUGCACCGCCUCCUCCACGUCCGACGACGACAAACAGCCGGACGCCGGCUGCAGCAACAAAGGUGGUUCAGUAAACCUUGUAGGUGAACCACCUCCUCUGCCUCCUCUGACCAUGGCGGCCAAGGCAGAGAGUGUAGCCUCAGUUACGUCUCAGUGUAGCUUCAGCAGCACCAUCGUCCAUGUAGGAGACAAGAAACCUCCCGAGUCAGAUAUAGUCAUGGAGGAUGCUCCUAUAGUUCUGGCUCCUCCUCCUCCUCCUCCUCCCCCUCCUCGUAUACUGACUCCUUCCACCGUCACCACCUCCACCUUCACAUCCGUGCCCCCCGCCAGCACCGCCGUGACCCCGUCUGUCCCGACCUCACAGACUGUACAGCCAGAAAGGGAGAGCUGGAGAGGCGGCGGCGGCGGUGGGGGAGGCGGCAGCCGCUUUGGGCUGACCAAAGAGGUGCUGUCGGCUCACACCCAGCAGGAGGAGCAGGCGUUCCUCGACCGCUUUAAGGACCUGAGUAAGCUGCGGGUGUUUGAUCAGACGGCGUCUUUGGCGGCGCGCUGCCAUGUCCCCGCCGCUCUGCCGAGAGGCGUGCGCUGCUCUCGGGAUUACCCCGCCGCAGGAGGCAGUAGCGCCCACCGACGGGGGCGGGGUGGAAAGCGGCUAAAGCACCAGGAGUCGUCAGAGCCGCACGCCUCCCCGGGCGCCAGGGGAAACCGCCAGGACAGCCGAGUCGGCGCCGCCCCCAUGCCAAUCUCCAUGGGGGUGGGGGCCGCUGCAAACUCCUCCUCCUGGCCCUCCGCCGGCUCCCAGGCCAGCAUGCCCCCCGCCCCCUUCGCCCCGGGAAUGUUCCCUAUCUACCCCAUCUACCCGCCGAUGGCGCAGCCCCUCACGGAUCUGUCUCGCUUUCCCCCCACCCCGACGGUCCCCCCGAUGAUGGCUCUCGUCAUGCCCAAUUACAUGUUCCCCCAGAUGGGGGGUCCGAUGCCUCAGCCCGGUCUGCCCCCAGGACAGUUCUACAACCCCAACUACACGUUUAGCUGGAGGAGUCGCCAAGCAACCGGCUCGAGGUCGCCACGGCGCUGGCCGCCUCCCAGCAAGCCACGCCCUCCGCGCAGGGCAGCGUGCCAGCCGGGGGCCAGAGCUCGGCCAAUCAGAGAAGCUCCGACGACACUUCCAAGGAGAACGGUGAGGCCAACGAGUCCAACCAGGACGCCAUGUCCACCUCCAGCGACCUCCUGGACCUGCUGCUGCAGGAAGACUCCCGGUCCGGCACCGGCUCUGCCGCCUCCGGAUCCGGCUCCUCCGGCACCAGAUCUUCAGGUUCUGGUUCCGGCUCCAACGGCUGCAGCUCGUCUGGAACCAGCGGCACCAGCAGCAGCCAGGGAAGCCACACCAGCAAGUACUUCGGCAGCAUCGACUCCUCGGAGAACGACCACUCCCGCAAGCAGCCAGCAGGGGGCGGCGGCGGCGGUGCCGGCAGCAGCAGCGCCGGAGGAGACGGCGGGGAAGAGCAGUUCAUCAAGUGUGUGCUGCAGGAUCCCAUCUGGCUGCUGAUGGCCAACACCGACGAAAAGGUCAUGAUGACGUACCAGCUGCCCGUCAGGGACAUGGAGACGGUGCUGCGGGAGGACCGUGAAGCCUUGAGGAACCUGCAGAAACAUCAGCCUCGCUUCACAGACGAGCAGAAGAAAGAGCUGAGUCAGGUCCACCCCUGGAUCCGGACAGGCCGCCUCCCCCGAGCCAUCAACAUAUCGGGCUGCGCCGGCUGCAAGUGUCCGCCGGCGGUGCCGACCGACGCCCCCUUCGACGUGGAGAUCCACGAGAUGGAGCUGUGCACCGUGCUGAAGGCUCAGGAGGAGAGCUUCAAGAAGAACGCUGACGAGGAGGACGAGGAGGAAGAGGAGGAGAAGGAGGCCAAAGCGCAGGACAGUAAUCAAGCUGCAGCCGCAGAGGAGCAGAGUUUGAGAUCCGAAACGUUGGCGGGAGAGACUUAAACAAGAACCUCCCGGAGCUCCACGGGAGCAGAACAUUCCAGAAAACUGACGGAUCAGGAGGGACAUUUUAGGGGGUCGAUCUCCUUGGAAACCUCCAGAAAUAAACACUCGGUUUUAGAGAGUGAAUCACACGAACACCUUUGAGCUGUUCUUGUAGUUUUAUUUAUUGAAGUUGUCCUCAUGAGAGGAGAAUCUCCUCACCGGUGGUUUUUUAUCUCCAUGUUUAGCUUGUAAACAAAGUUUUCAUGUUUGACCUUCCUUCCUACUGAAUGUUUCUGCUCUUAUUUUCAUCCUGUAAGGAUAUCUAUGUAUAUAUAAAAAAACAAAAAACAAUAUUUUCUCCUUUUUUUUUAUAAAGAAAAGUUCUGACCCGAAUGAAACAACAGAGCACUUAUCAAAGAAAAUGUACAGCGGAAGUCACAAGUUAUUAUAUGUAUAUUUUUGUACUUGAAUUCCCUGCAAAUCAGAAAAUUCUAACAAAAAAAGUGUUUGUUUUGCAGAAAGAAAACGUUUUUUAGGAGAAUAAGAGGGAACUUCCAUGAUGUCAGUGGAACAUCAGUGCAGUCGCUUUAUAUGAGCACUAGAAGACUGAAAUUAAAGACCCACUCCCAUCCUC
Molecule: messenger RNA, 5406 nt
Organism: Oryzias melastigma (Indian medaka)
Lineage: Eukaryota; Metazoa; Chordata; Actinopteri; Beloniformes; Adrianichthyidae
Gene: per1b
Product: period circadian clock 1b
Biological process (GO): entrainment of circadian clock by photoperiod; negative regulation of transcription by RNA polymerase II; circadian regulation of gene expression
Cellular component (GO): nucleus; cytoplasm
Molecular function (GO): transcription corepressor binding; transcription cis-regulatory region binding
Source: RefSeq, a predicted model, not a curated record